Molecule: messenger RNA, 2877 nt
Organism: Darwinula stevensoni
Lineage: Eukaryota; Metazoa; Arthropoda; Ostracoda; Podocopida; Darwinulidae
Source: the annotation of a GenBank genome assembly
AGAACGAGGCCCACGAUCGCAUUUCUCUCCUCUGCUUCGUCCACUUCGCCUUCGCGAUCGUGAUCCGGUGUGGAAUGCGACAUGGCUCGGGGAAGCGCCGUCUGUGUCGUUGAACGCACGGAAGGCGAGGAUGGUGAUUCGUACUACACGUUGAAGGAGGGGAUACUCAGAAGCAUCUUAUUGCAAGAGCACUGCAAAGAUAAGCCGGUCGCAGUCGUGUCCAUCGCCGGAGGAGCAAGGAGAGGAAAAUCUUUCUUGCUCAGUCUCUUUCUGAGGUACCUGAAGGGGGAGGGUUCCGACAGGUGGCUUGGAGAUGAGGACACUCCGGUGACGGGGUUCGCUUGGAAAAUGAGUGCGAGGAGAGUGACGACAGGAAUCCACAUCUGGGACGAAAUCAUUCCUGUGAAGCUGCCCGGUGGUGAAGAGGCGUGCAUAAUUCUGAUGGACACAGAAGGGACGUUCGACUGCGAAGAGCCUCUUGGACAUAGCGUUACCGUCUUUGCUCUCAGCACUUUGCUCAGCUCUCUGCAGAUUUACAACCUCAAGGAUAACAUCCAGAUGGACGACCUUCUGCAUCUACAGUUUUUCACAGGGUAUGGCCGGCUGUGUCUUGAAGAGAGAGAAGAGAAACCCUUUCAAAGCUUUCUGUUCCUUGUGCGGGACUGGAGAAACAACCACGAAUAUCACUAUGGCAAUGAAGGAGGGAGGGAGUUCCUGGACGACAAGCUGCAGACUUCUGGGAAACAGCGAGAAGAAGUCAAGAGCGUGAAGGAAGACAUAAAAUGUUGUUUCGCGGAUAUCAAUUGCUUCCUGAUGCCUUAUCCAGGGGAGAAGGUGGCUGGAGAUCCCCAUUUCAACGGCUACCUUUCAGAUAUAAAUGAGGACUUCAGGGAGCAGUUGCAGCAUUUGGUGCCAAUGCUGCUCUCUCCAGAGAAUUUUGUUCUGAAGAAGGUCGCAGGGAAGGCUAUCACAUGCCAGGAACUUUUCGAAUAUUUCAAGUGUUAUGUGACAGUUUACAAUAACAGAGAGGAGAUCCCCGAACCACGGAGCAUCCUCGAGGCCACUGCAGAUGUCCAGCAUCGGAAUGCUUGCGAUGAAGCAACCAAAAAAUACCAGAGAAGAAUGGACGGACUACUGGAAGAAAAUCCCGUGCCGACUCAGAAGAGAUUGGACGAGAUGCACGCCAGACACAAAGCGGAGGCAAUUCAGAUCUUCACGAGUUCGAAGAAAAUGGGUGGUAAAGAGCUAUCCGAAAGAUAUCGACAUCUAUUGGAAAAGGAGUACGGACAGGAUAUGGCUGCGUUCAUGAGGAACAUACCUUUAGUGACCAAAGAGGUUCUGCAAUUAAAACACCAAGAAAAGAGGAAAGAAGCUAUCCAGACCUUCCAAGAGAUGAAGGAAAUGGCCAAUGAAGACCUCUUCUAUCAUUGCAAGGAGAGACUUGAAAAGGAUGUGGAGACGCAGUCCAAGACUUACAUCACGGAUAGACAAUGGAGAGAGGGUAAAGCAGUUAGGGAACUGAUAAACGCCGUCCAAGCAAUUGUUUGGAAGUACAGCUCUCACAUGGGCCGAUUCUGUGGAGAAGCUGUGAUCACGGAGGAGGAGCUGCGUAUUGAGCACGAGAAAUACUGCAGGCAAGCAUUUGAGGACUUCUUUAACAGAACAGAAAAUACACCGUGUCCCUACUUUCUGAAUGAACACCAGGACAACCUGAAAAAGCGUUUGGAUGAACAAUAUAAGGUAUAUGUGGAACUCAGACAAUCAAAAGAGAGAAAAGCCGAAACGGAACUGAUGAACGCAACUGAGGCGGCUACCGGACAAUACAACGAUGAGAUUUGCGGACUUUUGGAACGAUCCUUGAUGAGUGAGGAAGAGCUGAGGAAGGGACAUGAGGAUUGUCAUCGACGGGCGAUUGAAGCCCUUUCGGACGUAGGGAAUCUGUAUCCAUUCCUUUUGAAGAAACACAAGGACGAAUUGGAAAAGGUCGAUUACAGCGUAGUGUGGAUUACGCGCCUGGCAAACGAGUACGAGAGGCAUAAACGAGCGAGAGAGGCACAAGAGAAAGCGGCAGAAGCGGUACUCGAAGAUGCAGUGGGAAAAAGUGUUAUUCGUUACGAGAUGGAGAUGGCCCGCUUGUGUGGAGAAUUCGUGAUCAAGAGGCUCAUCAGAGGGCAGGAGCUGGGUAACGGACACGCGAAAUAUCGCGAAGAAGCACAUGAGAUGCUUCGGAAGACGGGAGAGGAGUGGCCGCACCUUGCAAACAAAUACAAGGACGAGCUGGAAAAGCGCCUCAUGACUGUGAAAGAUGAAUUCGAGAGAGGAAGAGACUCAUCGGAGGAAAAAGUAAGAAGCUUUCUGGAGAAUGAAGUCAAGAAAAAUGCGAAAGAGUAUAUCGGCCCAAAUAGGAUGAAUAAAUUCUACGGAGAAACCGUUGUCGGACGAGAAGAACUCCUGGAAAAUCACAAGGAACAUAGGAAUGCGGUAAUACGACGUUUUCAAGAAGCUGGAAACUGGGCACCCGACUGGCUUCUCGAGGAAUAUGAACACGUCUUGGCUAACACUUUGAAUUCCUGGCAUCGUGAAUUGGAGAAGAAGAUGGGAGAGGAACGCAACAAGAGAGCGUGGGACAAACAAAUGGCGACGCUAGCCACUGCGACGGGCUCCAUGAUGGCAGGUACGGUAUUCGGUCCGGGCUCUGGCGCGGUGGCAGCUACCGCAUCUGGUGCCGUGGGUGGAGCGAUCACGCAAUACAUAGGAAACUCCAGAUGGCGCAACAACGCAGUCCUUCCCGAUCUGAACAGCAUCUGCAUCGAAUCGAGUGAGGUGGUCAGUCCUUCCCUCGAGGAAGAAGAAUCAGAAGAAACAGAGGAACCUUGA